ACACAUGCUCAGAAGAGGCCUCGCAACGGCGCAGCUCGCGGGCAAGGCGGCAGAGGCGAGGCUGCUGCAGAAACCAGGCUACAAUGCCUACCUUGCACUUGCCAAGCCCAGGCUCACCACGCUCGUCGUGCUUUCUACCAUGUCCUCCUAUGCGCUGUGCCCAUUCGAGUCGAAUCUACCGACUCUGGUCUGCUUGACGGUCGGUACAACGCUCUGCUCUGCGAGUGCCAAUACCUACAACAUGUGGCUCGAGCCGCCGUUCGAUAGUCAAAUGGCGCGGACGCGGAAUAGACCCCUCGUCAAGGGCUCGCUGCAUCCAGACGAUGCCUUUCGCAUGGGCAGCCUGACUGGCCUCGCUGGCGUCGGCCUGCUUGCUUGGGGCGUCAAUCCUACCUGUGCCCUGCUCGGUCUUGCCAACAUUGGCUUGUAUGCAGGCGUCUAUACACCGCUCAAGAGACAGCACAUUAUCAAUACCUGGGUCGGCGCUGUUGUUGGCGCGAUACCGCCAGCCAUGGGCUGGUUUGCCCUCUCACCGUAUCCCUUCCUCUCGCAAGAGAACAUGGGCUGCCUCUACCUAGCGGCGCUGCUGUAUGCCUGGCAAUUUCCACACUUCAACAGUCUGUCGUGGUAUAUUCGCGAAGAGUAUGCGCGUGCAGGCUAUGUCAUGACGAGUAUCCUUCAUCCCGGUAUGAAUGCGCGUGUUUCCCUGCGCUACUCGCUCCUCACUUUUCCAAUCUGCUUUGGGCUCGUGUAUGCGAAUGUAUGUGAUGCGUACUUUAUGCUCGACAGCAGCCUGCUCAAUCUCUACCUCAGCUAUCGAGCCUAUGACUUUUGGCGGCAAAGAGGCAGCGAACGGGAGCGCACAGGAAGCGCCAAAAAGCUCUUCUUUGCCAGCCUUGUGUAUCUGCCGGGCGUCUUGCUCCUGGCACUCGCGCACAAGCGUGGUCUCUGGGACUUUUUAGAGGAUGUAGUUGACGAUUAGCGCCGAGCUGGCGAUA
This is a messenger RNA of Protomyces lactucae-debilis, 998 nucleotides long. Its product is annotated as UbiA prenyltransferase family-domain-containing protein. The transcript has a single exon. Gene Ontology annotation, molecular function: protoheme IX farnesyltransferase activity. The record is from RefSeq and is a predicted model, not a curated record. Gene Ontology annotation, cellular component: mitochondrion; mitochondrial membrane. Bases 5 to 982 code for a protein of 325 amino acids. Gene Ontology annotation, biological process: heme biosynthetic process. NCBI's taxonomy places the organism in Eukaryota, Fungi, Ascomycota, Taphrinomycetes, Taphrinales, Protomycetaceae.